Molecule: messenger RNA, 1488 nt
Organism: Quercus lobata
Lineage: Eukaryota; Viridiplantae; Streptophyta; Magnoliopsida; Fagales; Fagaceae
Product: Transducin/WD40 repeat-like superfamily protein
Exons: 1
Coding region: 20-1381 (453 amino acids)
Molecular function (GO): protein binding
Source: RefSeq, a predicted model, not a curated record
UCACACUCUAAAAGUCGGCAUGAGGGUCCGCACAUUGCUAGCCACUUGUUCCUCCUCCACAUGCACCACCACCCCCACCACCAACACCGACAACUACUCAACCAUCCCAUUCCCCAAAAACCGGACACCAACUCCGAAACUCUUAUUAGCUUCCGAUACAGGCAGCUCUUCCGAUAUUACUAGUAAUUCCACUUCAUCAUCAAACUCAACCGAUACCACCACCACCACCGGCACCAGCAGUAGCACCCUACAAAGCAACCUCUCCCUCCAGACUCUGCCAUCUGUCCCUUCCCUCCAAAAACUCUCCCCUGAAACCCUAAACCUCUCAGUCUCUCACCUCUGCAUCACCACCAUUAAACCAGCUGUAUCUCUCCCAAUCACAUCUCUCGCCGUCCAUUCCAAUCUCCUCUACGCCGCCUCCUCUCACGAGAUCAACGUCUACGAUUGCUCCACUUGUUCGUCUGUCAGCUCAUUCAACGGUCAGGAUUCCUCCUCCGGUUCUCUCAAGUCCGUUACUUUCUGUAACGGAAAAAUCUUCACCGCUCACCAAGACUGUAAAAUCCGAGUCUGGCAGGUAACGGCUAGUCCGACCAAAAAGCACAAGCUUUUAACGACUCUCCCAACUGUCAACGACCGUCUACGCCGCUUCGUGCUUCCGAAGAACUACGUAACCGUUCGCCGUCACAAGAAGCGGCUCUGGAUCGAGCAUUCCGACGCCGUCACUGGCCUCGCUGUUAACGACGGUUUCAUCUAUUCGGUUUCGUGGGAUAAAAGCUUGAAGAUAUGGAGAGCUUCCGAUCUCCGUUGCGUUGAGUCCGUUAAAGCUCACGAGGACGCCGUGAACGCCGUAACGGUCUCUGAAGACGGAACGGUUUACACGGGCUCCGCCGAUAGGCGAAUCCGGGUUUGGGCCAAACCGUUCGGCGAGAAAAGACACGCGUUGGUUGCCACGCUGGAAAAGCAUAAAUCGGCUGUGAAUGCCUUGGCCUUAAACGACGACGGAUCGGUGCUGUUUUCGGGUGCGUGCGACCGUUCGAUAUUGGUGUGGGAGAGAGAGGACAGCGCGAAUCACAUGGCUGUCACCGGAGCAUUGAGAGGUCACAGUAAAGCGAUACUGUGUCUGAUCAACGUCUCCGAUUUGUUGUUCAGUGGUUCAGCUGAUUGCACGGUCAGGAUUUGGCAACGUGGACUUGAUGGCAGGUAUUGCUGUUUGGCCGUUUUGGAUGGGCUUCAGAAACCGGUAAAGUCGUUAGCGGCAGUUUCAGAUGAUAAAUCAAACGGUGUCGUUUCUGUCUUUGGUGGUAGUCUUGACGGGGAGAUUAAGGUGUGGCAGGUCUCAGUUUCGAAUCAUUAUAGUCCGACAUCCUCAGUUGUUCUUUGAUGUAACUUAUGACAAUAAAAAUUGUACCAAGUGGUAAUAGAAUCAGAUAUGUACACACACUGUUUUUUUUUUUGGUAUGAUUUUUUUUAGACCAUACCAAUGAGUAA